AUGGCAACACCACCACCACCACCACCACCACCUAAUCAAAAAAAAUCAAUAUCCGACACCGUCUUCUGCGCCAUCUUCCUUGUGUUAGUUGGUGUAACCAUAGGCACAGUCGUAUUCUUAAUCGUACUCAUUGAACAGCCGCCAGACUUCCCUACUUUCAAAAUCGAGUCGGUCUCCCUAUCGACAACCCCCAACAACAACAAUACGGCGGUGUGGGACCUCGGGUUAUUGGUCGAGAAGCUCCACGGCUGGAAAAUCGAGGAUCUCACCGUGUGGGCCCGAUGCAAGCCUUCGCUGGAGUGGUCGGGGAAAUUCAUAGGGCCCUUUUACAUGGAAGACAAAGACUCGGGCCUCGGAAAUGUGACCUUGGCCACGGUUUUGACGCCUGAACAAGUCGAGUCGAAGGUGCUCGAUUGUGGGGUCAUGUUCAUGGGUUGGGAUUACACAUUUUUUACGGCCUUGUGCAAGAACGUGAACGUCGAGGCGGAGACUGCUGGCCGUUGGAUUAUGGUUGGAGAUGAGUCGAGAUUGUGUCCGCAAAAUGGCAUCAGGGCAGCUGUGGCAGAUGAUGGUUUGAAAGCCAUAGCUUCAGCAGAAUAG
Striga asiatica is the source of this 600-nucleotide messenger RNA. NCBI's taxonomy places the organism in Eukaryota, Viridiplantae, Streptophyta, Magnoliopsida, Lamiales, Orobanchaceae. The record is from the annotation of a GenBank genome assembly.